CUUCUCCUCCUCCUCCUCUUCCUCCCUGGGUCUCCUGCCUGUCAGACCAGCUCCUUCACUGAGUGUCAGGGGGCUCCGUUCGUCCCGGGUCACAAUCUGGUUGGUGAAGUUUUCAAUGUGGCGACGGUGAAGACGGUCGGCGCCAGCGUGAUCGACGUCAAGAUGGUUGGAGGAGCUCAGGGGAACUGCACCUCAGCCAGGUCCAGCAGAGUACUCAGAACUACCCAGAAACUCCCCGUGUCGGUCCUCGACUGGAGGAUUAAGGUUCAAUGUCGGCGCAGUGUGAGCAGUAAAAUCUUUGACUCGAGUCAGUCGGUCAUGAAAGAAAACAGCAGGUCUCUGUCAGCGAGCUGGAAGGUGGGCCUCGGUAUCAAGGGACUCGCCGGGGUUGCGAUCGGAGGAUCUCACUCCACCUCAUCCACGUUUGCAGAGAGCCGCAGCAGGAAGCACAAGUUCUACUUCGUCACCCAAGACGUCAACUGCAAAUACUACACGUCAAUGAACUCCAUGUCUUCUGUUCUGCAGGUGAAGGACAACCCCAUCCUGAAGUCCAGUCUCCAUGAUGCCAUCAGCGACUACAUCCGUAAAAGUGCUAAGCCGCUCCGCUGCCCGGCGGGCUGCAAGAUCGGCCACCAGAACCAGAACUGUGCAUGUCGGUGCAAAGGACACCGCACGGUCAACUCCGACUGCUGCCCUGCUGAGCCCGGAGUGGCCCGCAUGAACGUGAUGGUGGUCCGAGCCCAGGGGCUGUGGGGCGACUACUUCUCCAAGACGGACGGAUACGUGAAGGUUUUCUAUGGGAACCAAGGAGCCACGACGCCGGUGAUCUGGAACAACGACUUCCCCUCCUGGAACCACCUGGUUCGCUUUGAGACGGUCAACCUGCGGCACAGGACACCGAUCCGUUUCGAGGUUUGGGACCGGGACAGCCGCUGGAACGAUGACCUGCUGGGGAAGGCGAGCCUCAUCCCGACGACGGGCCGCAGCAUCAACAAGAAGUUUCCUCUGAAACUCGGCUCGAUGUUCAUCCAGACGUCUGCUGUGUGCGCUCUCAGCCUGCAGGGGUCGCUGUGCGAGCAGUACGCCGCCACGCUGACCUACGAGGGCGUGAUGGGAUACGUGAAGGCUGAUGAGGCUCACGACAGCUCCUUCAUUUGA
This is a messenger RNA of Acanthopagrus latus (yellowfin seabream), 1158 nucleotides long. RefSeq names its product perforin 1.3 (gene prf1.3). Lineage: Eukaryota; Metazoa; Chordata; Actinopteri; Spariformes; Sparidae. The annotation marks the transcript as partial. The record is from RefSeq and is a predicted model, not a curated record. The transcript has 6 exons.